Molecule: messenger RNA, 4619 nt
Organism: Pungitius pungitius (ninespine stickleback)
Lineage: Eukaryota; Metazoa; Chordata; Actinopteri; Perciformes; Gasterosteidae
Gene: ccser2a
Product: coiled-coil serine-rich protein 2a
Exons: 12
Coding region: 1042-3882 (946 amino acids)
Biological process (GO): microtubule bundle formation
Cellular component (GO): microtubule cytoskeleton
Molecular function (GO): microtubule binding
Source: RefSeq, a predicted model, not a curated record
CUUUAUAUCGUGACGUCACCACAACGGCUAAAGCCACGGCUGUGAGUUUACGAGCUAGUUUGCAUACGGGGAAUUUCACUUCUCGAGGACACGCAGACUCAAUCGUUGACCGACCGCAAUAAACGCAACGCUGGACAACAACACGGCGCUGAUGCGGGCGACGGAAUACGCUGAGUUGUGCCUUCGGUGUCGACCUUUGAGACCCGCGCGGCAUCCACGGACGCUCCGCCCAGCAGGGAGCGAGAGGACGGUGUCGGAGCAGCGAAGUGCUUCGGAAAGUCGGUCCGCCUUUGUGGUCACUUCACCAACGAGACCGCGCGGGCUGUUGCGUUUGAGGACUUCACAUCUGUUCCCUGUUAGUCAAACGCCGUCCCGUCGCUUUACGGACGGAGAGUCGUGUCUUUUUUUCGGGAGUAUCAUCAGUUGUUCUUUGUUGACGUCAGCGCACUUUAGACCAACGGCUCAGUGACACUAGCUGCGGGCUAUUUAUUUUUGUUUUGUUUACUUUAAAUUAGAAAGUUACUUCAUGGGAAUGCAAGGAACUCCCAGCAUGCCAUGUUUAUUUACGUUUUAAACCCGUCCUAAGUGUACAUAAACCAACAGAAAACAGACGUGAUUUUUGUUGUUGUGUGUGCAUGAAACCAAAGGCUUAAGCCUUCCAUUGAACUUGUGCGAUGACUGCCCCGGGCUAGCUAGCACCGCAUCCGCGAACCCAACGGCUUAAAAGUGGACCAACCACUCGGGCUUGGCCUCCCGCGUCACGACGUGUCAUCGGAACGAACGAGUGUGGACCGAUCGCUGACCCACCGGCGAGCCCGUAAACAUGCUGUGAUUCGGAUGCACCAGUGGAAGAUGUGCGCUCCUCGUGCACAGGGACACAGCUAUGGCCCCCACUACCGCUCAGACCAGAUGACGGGCCCGGUUAUCACUCCACUGGGACACUGGACUCGGUCAAUGAAUGGAAAUGAAGCUGCACUUUGGUUUAGAUUCAGUAGGAGGUGAGUGUUAUUUCACGCUCCUCCAUGCCUUUGUUGGCAACUAAUGGAAGAAAAAGCACCAACCAAGUCUGCCAUGGUAUCGAGACUGCCAAAGUUUGGUGGACGCUCCUCAGCUGGUGGUGCUAGCCCUUUGUCGAAUGGUUCCACGCAGCCAGCCACCCCGACCCAGGACGCUAAGACCUCUCUCCCGGGAACACGCCCGAAUGGUGUAAUCCGAUCUUCUCCUUUUUCCCUUAAAUUGAAGAGAGAUAAGGGGACCCCCCCCUCGAGCCACACCGACCCGGCCAGCCCCGGGGGUGGGCUUGAAGACAAGGCUCAGUCAAAGCUUCCCUCAUUGGCCAAGGAGCCAACCAAUGGCUCACCGGCGACACCCAAGAUGCGGAGGUCAGGCGCUUUGAUGGUGGCCGUCUCCAGUCCCAAAGCCAUUCCGAAGCAAUCCUUGAAGAUGAGUCCCAACGCCGGGGCCAAGCUCGGCCAAAGCCCGCUCAACGGAGGUCCUAAAAUGAGCCAUAAUGGCUCCAGCAUUCCUGCUCGAGCAGGGUCAGAGUCGCGCCUUGUGCGGCCACGGUUUGACUCCACCUCUCCCAGGAGCAGCUCUCAAGACAGUCUGUCCCACUCCAGUGACAGCCUGAAGACCUUGGCCCAGGACAACAUUGUGCGGUCGAACAGCUUCACUCACUUUAAGCAGAUUCCGUCGCCCAGCAGCCAGCCGAUGACACGGUCCUUCUCCUUCAACCGGGCCGUGGAGCUCGCCAAACCCCUGGCAAACACUCAGCUCCGGCCUCCCCGGAGUAGUUACCUCAAACCCCCUCAGCUGAGCAACGGUAGACUGAGCAUAGGACCCGCAGGACUCAACGGCAGCCUUGGAGGCUCAGGAGGUCUUGGUGGAGGACUCGGUGGACUUCUCUACAGCAGACCUCCUUCGGCCGCCUCCUCGCUGCCCACCCUCUCAAUCCCCCCGGCACCCAACACUCCCAGCGCUUUGAGGAAGCCGCUGCUCCCUAGUUGUGUCCUGAACAAAUCACUGGGCGGUAGUGGGGGGGCUUUGGGCUUCAGGCUGGCUCGUGCUGGGCAGGCCAAGCAGCAGCCGAGGAGUCUCUUUCCUGGAAGGCUCAAGGGGGAUAUCGCACCUUCGGCGGCCCCCGAAUGCGCAGGGCUCUUAGCGAUAGCAAUAGACAUCGAGCGGAGCGGCGAGGCCGACAAAUCCGACUCGCAGAGUGACAGCGAUGGAAGCUCCGGAGCAGGCAAAGGAGGAGGGAGCGGUGGUCUUGGGAAGAGCUCCGGUCAGACAGCAGGCGAGCCUCUGGAGGACAUGUCUUUAUCUUCUGCCUCGUCCCUGGACAGAGGUGACACCAGUGAGGAGUUUCUCGAUGACUUUGUGGGGGACGUGUUCAUCGACGGGGACCUGCCCGAUAACAUAACAACUGGCAGCACAACUCAGACCCGCCUACACAGCUUUCUCCUCGAGACCCUGGACUGGGACACUUUGGAUUUGGCAGGCCAUAAAGAUGAAAGCAGCCCUAUGCAGGACUCCCAGGGACCUCUGGUGUUGUCCUCAGAGCAGAGUGACAGCCUUCAGGCUUCGUCUGUGGAGCUGUCGCCUUCCAACAGCUCUGGUGGGACCUACAUGUGGGACGAGGACGGUCUGGAGCCCCUUGGGCGGCCUGGGACACGCUCAGGUGACGGCUAUGACGAUUCGGAGCUCAACGGCAUGGAUGUCCUGAACAACCUGGACCCUCCGGGAAGUGGAGACUUGGACGACGACGACCUCAUGCUUGAUGUGGACCUCCAAGAGGAUGGUGUGCAUGAUGCGGACGGGAUGUCCCACUUUGAGCGCUCGGACAGGGCUGGCCGGCAGGGGCAGCGGCGUAGACACCAUCGCCGGAGUGGACCCGAUCACUUCUGCAAUGAUAGCAGGACUCACGCCGUGCAGCACUACGAUGGGGUAAAGGUCUCGAGGAUCCCUCCGCGGCCUGUCCCAUCCGAGGGCAGGCAGAGUGACUACAAGGCCAUGCUGGAUGAGCUCACCCUCAAGCACAUGACCCAGGACUGCAGCUCGCUGAAGAGUCAGCUGCUCAGGCUGAAGACAUUACUCCAGCUCGAGGAUACUGAAUCUGCAGUUGAUGUCCCUGAAGAGAUCGAAGACAAUACCACUGCAUCACAGUCGGAGGAGCUGAUUAAGGAAGUGCAGUUGCUCCGCGAGGAGCUGGGGAGUCGAGACAAAACCAUCGCUCAGCUCACGUCGCAGUGUCAGCAGCUGCAGCAGCUGCAACAACAACAUCAUCAUCAGCGGGAGCAAAUGGGCUGGCCGGUCAGGUGUCAGUGCCACCACCAGAGGGCUCCCUCCUCACUACGACAGAGCGACCGACAGAUGGACAAACGGCCGAGGCAUCACUGUGACAAGGCCACCCAGACCUACUGGAGACCACCAAGCCACGCCCCUCAAAUACUACAGCCUUUCAACCCCCGCCUCAAAGAGCACAUCCGCCAGGGAAGACCAGUAAAAACUCCGCCCACCGAGGGCCGCAGUGACGCCCGCCGUCCUCCUGAAGACCUCACGGCCGACGUGUCCCAGGAGCCGGCUCACCUGGGCUCCCGCCGGCGAGAACCGAAAGGCCCCGUCGCUCCCGCGGGCCCCCGCGCGCCGCAGCCCCAGCGCCUCCUCCCCCUCCAGCGCGGCUCCCUCCUCGCUUCCCCGAGACCUGCGGCCGACCGGGGCGAGCAGCUGCCCCCUCCGCCCGGGGGCCUCCUCUGCUCCAGCGCCGCGCCCCGGGUUCGGGCGCCGAGUCUGGCUCGCGCUUCGCCGCUCCGAGACCCCGGGUCGGCCAGUCAGAUGCUGAUCCCCGUGAGCCGCUCAUGCCUCCCCAAGCCAAAGAUUCCCUGAGGGGCCCAAACGCCAUCCAUCAAAACUCCACAGUGGAAUCACAGUGGCGUUGACGUUCGUCCUCCUUCUCUCCCCUGCUUUGAUAUCAGAGUGACUGUUUUACCGUUGCAGGGUCACAGGAACCGACACUGAGCUCAUUACCCCCAGUGGACCAUUCGUGGCCCGCCGGGCUCGUUUCCAUUGUUCUUUCAGCCCGUUUCUAAAUCAGCAUCCUCAGCUCCAACUUGCAGAAAACAUAUGUAGCCAGAUCUAAUCUUCACAAGCAUUUACUGUAUUAUGACAGUUUACGGGCUGAGGGGAAUUUACAGGAGAAGAAAUGUCAAGUUCACAAGCCUUGCACAUGAAUGCUGCUAAUGCACUGAAAGAGUCACCAUUCACAAAAGUCGGCUUUUAUCUUGAGGUAGCCACGGGCUGUUAGCAAAUUUAAAAGUCACAGCCCUGUGCCCGCUGACACACGGGUGCGUUUGGUUUUUAAACAUGGAGGUGAUAUGAAUGUGACCUUUGUAGUGUAAUAGAAUAACCGGGGGAAAUUGAGGCAAAAAGAAAGUAAGAAAAAAAAGAAAAAAGAUUGAAAAUGGCAGCAAAACAAAAUGCAUUGAAGUUCUUUGGAGCUGUCACUCUCACACUGAAUAAAGGCAUCUGUGUGGAAAUGUAGGGUUCUAAAAAGUUCUUCCAUGCGGGUGGUGGUGGUGAUGAGAGGAGCAGUGUGCAAGUCAGGAAAUCAUUUUUAUUCUAUA